This is a messenger RNA of Gymnogyps californianus (California condor), 3474 nucleotides long. It is a transcript of the gene SREBF1, whose product is annotated as sterol regulatory element binding transcription factor 1. The record is from RefSeq and is a predicted model, not a curated record. Lineage: Eukaryota; Metazoa; Chordata; Aves; Accipitriformes; Cathartidae. Gene Ontology annotation, molecular function: RNA polymerase II cis-regulatory region sequence-specific DNA binding; DNA-binding transcription factor activity, RNA polymerase II-specific; protein dimerization activity. The coding region runs from base 71 to 3442 and encodes 1123 amino acids. The transcript is spliced from 19 exons. Gene Ontology annotation, cellular component: nucleus. Gene Ontology annotation, biological process: regulation of transcription by RNA polymerase II.
GGCGGGCGGGCGGCCCCGCCGCUCCUAGAAGCACCGCAGCCCGGGAGCCGCCGCCGCCGCUGCCGCCGGGAUGAGCACCCUCGCCUUCGACGACCCGGCCCUGGAGGGGCUGGCGCCGUCCCUCGGCCUCUCCGGGGCCAGCGACAUCGACACGGCCCUGCUCAGCGACAUCGACGACAUGCUCCAGCUGAUGAACACGCCGGACAAUGACUUCUCGGGACUGUUUGACUUGCCGUUCGGUGCCCCUGACACCACCGUGCCCCCGGGGCUCCCUCCGGCCCCGGGCAACCUCGGCACCUACCCGGGCCCCAGCAAACCUCCCCCCGCCGCCCCCACCAGCAGCGUCUACACGGGGCCCCCCGGGAUGGCAACCUUCCCCCCGCAGCCCCCGGCCCCGCUCCUGUCAGCGUCGGCCCCGGGUGUCAAGGAGGAGCCGGCGGCCGUGCCCAGCAGCCAGCCCCAACCCGGCGUGAUGCUGGCCCCCAGCUUCGUCCCCGCGUCCCCCGGCCAGUUCAGCCCCCAGCCCUUGGUGGGCUACCAGAACCAGCACAGCUUCUCCGCCGUGCAGCCCGGGGGUGCGGGGCAGGCCCUGCCCAGCCCCCUGCCCACGCCGCAGCUGGGCCAGCCCGUGGCACUGCCUGGCCCCGUGCAGAGUGUGGCACCCCAGCAGCUCCUGGCCCCCGCCACAUCCACCACCCCCGCUGCCCAGCCCGUCUCACCCCAGAUCCAGCCGGUGCCGGUCCUACUGCAGCCCCAUUUCAUCAAGGCUGACUCCCUGCUGCUGACGGCCGUCAAGACGGAUGCCGGCAGCGCCAAAACCUCCAGCAUCGCCUCCCUGGCCACCAGCGCCAGUGGCUCUGCCGCCCAGCUGCAGGCACUAGUGAGCGGAGGGACCAUCCUGGCCACGGUGCCGCUGGUGGUGGACGCCGAGAAGCUGCCCAUCAACCGGCUGGCGCCCAGCGGGAAGCCGGCGCUGGUGCAGAGCAGGGGGGAGAAGCGCACGGCGCACAACGCCAUCGAGAAACGCUACCGCUCCUCCAUCAACGACAAGAUCGUGGAGCUCAAGGACCUGGUGGUGGGCACCGAGGCCAAGCUCAACAAGUCGGCCAUCCUGAGGAAGGCGAUUGAGUACAUCCGCUUCCUGCAGCAGAGCAACCAGAAGCUGAAGCAGGAGAACCUUGCCCUGAAAAUGGCCGUGCAGAAGAACCAGUCCCUGAAGGAUCUGGUGGCCUCCUGCAGCGGGAGGGCCAAGGCGGAGGCCCCCAUGGAGGUGGUGAAGGCGGAGGUGAUGGAGAUGCUGACGCCGCCGCCCUCGGACGUGGGUUCGCCGUCCCACAGCAGCCCGCUCUCGCUCAGCGGGGGCAGCAGCAACAGCAGCAGCGACUCGGAGCCCGACAGCCCUCUCUGUGACCACGGCAAGGUGAAGCAGGAGGGCCCGCCGCCCUCGCCCAGCAGCCAGGGCAUGCUGGACCGCUCCCGUAUGGCCCUCUGCGCCUUCGUCUUCCUCUGCCUCUCCUUCAAUCCCCUGGCCUCCCUCCUCCGGGGCUCCGGUGCCCCGGUCCCUGUGGGGAGCCCGGGCACCGCUGGCCCCAGCAGGAGCAUCAUGGCUGAGUCUGGCACCGAGCCGUGGGGGUGGUUGCAGUGGCUGUGGCCCACGCUGGCCUUCUGGGCGCUGAACGCGGCGCUGGUGCUGGGGGCGGUGGUGCGGCUCUUCGUCUGCGGGGAGCCCGUCACCCGCCCCCACUCCGAGCCCUCCGUCCUCUUCUGGCGGCACCGCCGGCAGGCCGACCUCGACCUUGACCGGGGGGACUUCGCCCAGGGGGCUCAGCACCUGCGGACGGCACUGGGGGCACUGGGGCGGCCGCUGCCCGCCUCCCACGGGGACCUGGCCUGCAGCCUGCUCUGGACCCUGCUGCGGCACCUGCUCCAGCGCCUCUGGGUGGGCCGCUGGCUGGCCGCCCGGGCCGGGGGGCUGCGCUCCGACCCCCCGCCCCCCGCCCACGUCCGUCAGAGCGCACGCGACGCCGCCAUGGCCUACCACCGCCUGCACCAGCUCCACCUCGCCGGCCGGGGGCACCUGCUGGCCAUCAACCUGGCGCUGAGCGCCGUCAACCUGGCCGAGUGUGCUGGCGACGCCGUCUCCGUGGCCGCCCUGGCCGAGAUCUAUGUGGCGGCUGCCCUGCGGGUCAAGGCCAGCCUGCACCGCUGCUUCCACUUCUUGGCUCGCCCCUUCCUCUGCAGCGCCCGGCGCGUGGCCCUGUCCCACGGCGGGGCCGUGCCCCCCGCCAUGCAGUGGCUCUGCCAUCCCUUGGGCCACCGCUUCUUCGUCGACGGGGACUGGGCCAUCAAAGGCGUCCCGAGGGAGACCAUCUACAGCUCCGCCGGCAACCCAGUGGACCCGCUGGCGCAGGUGACCCAGCUUUUCCGUGAGCACCUCCUGGAGAAGGCGCUGUGCUGCGUUGCCAUGCCCGAGCCCGGCCGCCCGGCUGCCCAGGGAGAGGGGCGCUUCUCCGACGCUCUCGAGUACCUCCAGCUGCUCAACGGCUGCUCUGACGCCAGCGGUGCGCCCGGCCCCGCGCCCUCCAUCAGCUCCGGCUUGGCGGCCGUUACAGGCACCGACCCCGUGUCCAAGUGGUGGGCGUCCAUCAUUGGCACAGUUAUUCACUGGCUGCAGGGAGACGAGGAGGGGGCUGAGCGCCUCUACCCGCUGGUGGAGACCAUGCCCCGGGUGCUGCAGAGCUCUGAGAAGCCCCUGCCCCGCGCCGCCCUGCACUCCUUCAGAGCGGUCCGGGCCAUGUUGAGCAAGCAGGACGGGAGCCAGACCAGCCUGAGCCAUUGCGAGAAGGCCAGCAGCUGCCUGCGGGAGAGCCUGGAGCUCGGCAGCCCCCCCAAGGGCACCAUCGAUAAGGCGGUCCAGCUCCUGCUGUGCGACCUGCUCCUCGUCACCCGCACCAACCUGUGGCAGCAGCAGAUGAGCGUCAGCCAGCAGCGCAGCUGCCUCUACCAGGCGUCCGCCCUCGAGCUCCGCGGCUUCCAGCAGGACCUCAGCAGCCUGCGGCGCCUGGCCCAGACCCUCCGCCCCGCCAUGCGCCGGGUGUUCCUGCACGAAGCCACUGCCAGGCUCAUGGCCCGGGCCAGCCCCACACGCACCCACCAGCUGCUGGACCGCAGCCUGCGGAGGAGAGGGGUGCAGGGCAGCAAAACAGGUGGGACACGGGCUGGUGAGCCGGAGAGCCACCCCAUGCCGCGGGAGCACGCCGAAGCCCUGCUGCUGGCCUGCUGCUACCUCCCGCCCAGCUUCCUCUCGGGGCCGGGCCAGCGCGUGGGCAUGCUGGCCGAGGCCGCCCGCACCCUGGAGAAGCUGGGCGACAAACGGACGCUGCACGACUGCCAGCAGAUGAUCAUCAAGCUGGGCAGCGGCACUACUGUCACAUCGGGCUAGCCGGGGAGCGGGGGGCACGCUGCCAGCCUGGC